Messenger RNA from Eublepharis macularius, 4686 nucleotides. It is a transcript of the gene USP28, whose product is annotated as ubiquitin specific peptidase 28. Gene Ontology annotation, biological process: regulation of protein stability; DNA damage checkpoint signaling; protein deubiquitination. NCBI's taxonomy places the organism in Eukaryota, Metazoa, Chordata, Lepidosauria, Squamata, Eublepharidae. Gene Ontology annotation, cellular component: nucleus; cytosol. The record is from RefSeq and is a predicted model, not a curated record. Gene Ontology annotation, molecular function: cysteine-type endopeptidase activity; cysteine-type deubiquitinase activity; protein binding. The transcript has 26 exons. Bases 47 to 3484 code for a protein of 1145 amino acids.
CGUUGAGGGGCCUCGGGCGGGCGGUCGCCGAGCGGGACGGGGCGCCAUGACGGCCGAGCUGCAGCAGCAGGCCCAGGAGGGGGGCGCCGCCGCCAGCGCCGCCGCCGAGAGCCGGGCGAGGUGUGCCAGUGUGCUUUUAAACCAGCUGAGAGAGAUCACAGGAAUUCAAGAUCCUGCAGUUCUCCAUGCAACCCUGAAGGCUGCUGAUGGUGACUUAAUGCAGGCUGUUGAAAUUCUCACUGAGAGUCAUGCGGAAGAGUCAGGCCAGGAACCAUCUGACUGUGCUGCAGAACCAUCUGACUGUGAAGGGAGUGCUGUUGGUACGAUUGAUUCAAUACCACAUAACAAAGCUGAUCUGCAGAAAGCCAUCCCAUUGAGAAUCGAGGAGUUUCCAUCUGUUCAAGCCAUGCAGAAAGAUCCUAACACAACAGUGAAUGUAGCUCAUGAGUCAAGUGUAGCAGAAAGUAAAAAUCGCACCAAAAGAAAACGAUGUGAAGUUUGGGGGGAAAACGUCGGCCAAAAUGGGUGGAGGAGAACUGAUGAAUGGCCUGUAGGGAUGAAGAACAUUGGAAAUACUUGCUGGUUCAGUGCCGUCAUACAGUCUCUCUUCCAGUUACCAGAAUUCCGACGCCUGGUCCUUGGCUACUCACUUCCGCAAAGUGUACUUGAAAAUUGUCAAAGCCGCAGCAAAAAGAGGAACAUUGCAUUCAUGCAGGAGCUUCAGUGUCUCUUUGCUUUAAUGUUGGGGACAGUUCAUAAAUAUGUAGACCCUACAAGAGCACUAGAACUUCUAAAGGGUGCAUUCAGAUCUCCUGAUGAGCAGCAGCAAGAUGUGAGCGAGUUCACCCACAAACUCCUGGACUGGCUGGAGGAUGCUUUCCAGUUGGCUGUGAACGUCAAUAGCCCCCAAGACAAGUCUGAAAAUCCAAUGGUUCAACUUUUUUAUGGGACUUUUUUAACUGAAGGGAUUCAUGAAGGCAAGACCUUUUCCAAAAUUGAGACUUUUGGCCAGUAUCCCCUGCAGGUAAACGGUUAUAAGAACUUGAACGAGUGUUUGGAAGGAGCCCUGGUAGAGGGGGAGACUGAAUCGCCGCCUUCUAAUCAGUCAGUGAAAUACGGGCAAGAGCGCUGGUUCACAAAACUCCCUCCGGUGCUCACCUUUGAACUUUCCCGGUUUGAGUUCAAUCAGUCACUUGGACAGCCAGAGAAGAUACAUAGCAAGUUGGAAUUCUCACGAGUAAUUUAUAUGGACAGGUUCUUGUACAGCAACAAAGAACUUAUUCAGUCCAAAAGAGAAGAAAUCAAGAAACUGAAGGGUCAGAUAGCACUUCUGCAGCAGAAAUUGGAAAGAUACAUGAAAUACGGUUCUGGUGCAGAUCGUUUCCCCUUGGCGGACAUGCUGCUGUAUGUUCUUCAGUUUGCAAGUACAAAGCCUGCUGUUGCUUCAUGUGCUCAGUCCUUGGUGACACCAGAACCCCAGGCCAAAGGCAGCCCUCCAGUGCAUAGCAGGGGGGAAGUAACACAAGCUACAGAGAAUGUUCAGGAUGCUGUGGAAGAUGCUGCAGCCAUCUCCCACCCAGAGCUGGUGAGCAGACCUCUCCAGUUGCCCUGGGAUCCUGUGGAGACGACAGACUAUCCGGCUCCUCAUGUGGUCUCAGAGGAUGAAAUAAGCCUUGUUAUGACCUGUCUGCAACGAUGGAAGGAUGAGGUUGAACAAGACAUACAAGGCCUGCGGAACUCCAUUGCCCUGCUGGCCCAGUCCGUUGAACUGAUGUACGCCGAUCCUUCCCUCCAUCAGGUCCCUUAUCAUUUGCAUGCUGUCCUUGUCCACGAAGGCCAGGCCAACGCCGGCCACUACUGGGCCUAUAUCUACAACCAGCCCCGAAAAAGCUGGCUCAAGUAUAAUGACAUCUCUGUGACGGAGGCCUCCUGGGAAGAAGUGGAAAGGGACUCGUUUGGAGGCCUGAAGAAUGCGAGCGCCUACUGUCUGAUGUACAUUAGCGAAGCGCUCUUCCACCUUGCUGCAGCAGACGAGGACAGCAGCGAGCAUUUCCAGCAGGAAGUGGAAGCUCUGAGUAUGGAUCUGCAGCACUAUGUUCAAGAGAGCAACUGGCGGCUCGAACGUGAAGUGGCGGAGUGGGAGGAGGAGCAGUCCUGCAAGAUGGCUCAGAUGGAGCAGUCGGAGUCGUCUGUCGAGUCUCAAGAUCUGUCUUCGGACUCUGGGCAGGAGCUGUCUUCACCCUGUGGACAUGGGGCAUGCCCUCUCUCUUCUGAGCAUGCCAUGAUCACCAAGGACCAGACCGCUCAAGCCAUUGCCAAUACAGCUGAUGCGUAUGAGAAGAAUGGGGUGGAGGCAGCCCUCAAGGAGUCCAAGGAGGCAGAACCAGCAAAGGACUUCCUGGGAGAAGCCAACCUCAUAGCUCAGGCAGAUGAGCAGCAGGACGCUAUGGGGCUGGCACCUCCAGCCCAGCCUAGCUCUCAGGUCUCGGAAGUGGAGAUCCCCAGUGUGGGCAAGAUUCUAGUUAGAUCGGAUGCAGAUGGCUAUAAUGAGGAGGUGAUGCUUAGUCCCGCCAUGCAGGGUGUGAUCCUGGCUAUAGCUAAAGCCCGUCAGACCUUUGACCGGGAUGGGUCUGAAGCAGGGCUAGUUAAGGCAUUCCGUGAAGAAUAUUCCCGGCUGUAUCAGCUUUCCCAAGAGUCCCCCACGCCUCAGAAUGACCCCCGGCUUCAGCAUGUUCUAGUUUACCUCUUGCAAAACGAGGCUCCCAAGCAAGUGGUAGAGCGGACUCUUCUGGAGCAGUUUGCAGACAGAAACCUCAGCUUUGAUGAAAGGUCGAUUCGCAUUAUGAAAGUCGCACGAGCCAAGCUGAAGGACAUUGGUCCUGAUGAAGUGAACAUGGAUGAGUACAAGAAGUGGCAUGAAGACUACAGUUUGUUUCGCAAGGUGUCUGUUUACCUGCUGACAGGCUUGGAGCUGUACCAGAAUGAAAAGUACUGUGAAGCCCUGACCUACCUAGUAUAUGCUUAUCAGAACAACAUGACCCUCCUGAUGAAGGGACCCAGCAGAGGAGUAGAUGAAGCUUUGAUUGCUCUCUACAGAAGGAAGUGUCUCUUGAAGUUGAAUGAUGCUGCAGCAACACUUUUUGAAAGCUGCCAUGAAGUGCAUGUGGCCGAAGGCAUGAACCACUUGGAUGAGCUGAUCAUACCUUGCAUGCACCUCAUCAUAAGCAGUGACAUCUCCAAGGAUGACCUGGAUGCUAUCGAGGUCAUGAGAAGUCGUUGGUGUUCUUACCUGGGGAAAGACAUGGAUGAGGACUUGCAGUUGAAGUUGGGUGAAUUAUUGCCCCGUCUGCUGGAUUGCUCUGCAGAGGGAGUCGUUCUGAAAGAACCACCCAAGAUCCGUCCCAACUCACCCUACGACCUCUGCAGCCGCUUUGCAGCCGUGAUGGAGUCCAUCCAUAGGGCUUCCACUGUGACCGUGAGCUAAGCUGUGGACUCUACAGCAGAGCACUGGAGGCUACAGACCACCAGCACGUGUGGAGCUCAGCUACUGCCCGUCUUCAGAAUAGUGCAGGGAGGGAGGAGAUACAACACCAAGUAGGACAACCCACAUCAGGACGGAACUGACAAUUUACCUAGAAAAAGGCUGAGAAGACUAUGGUGCUUUUUCUCUUAAAUGUGCACUAAAUACGGCCAGCAGUGGCAUGCACUCAUGUUUCACAGCAUGUGUUUGCCUAGAUCAGCAUUUGCCUCUUUUAUUCCUACAAGAACACACUGGUACUGUGCAGAUAGAUUUUAAAUGAAAUACUGUGUGUGCAAUUUUUAUUUAUUUGUACAUCAUAAGUAAGGAACUUACCCCAUGAGCAUUCUGCACGCUCCAUAUUUCAGUGAACUUGGCACAUGUGCUGGUUAGUUUCGCAAGCAGUGUUUGCACAGUAACAUGGUGCCUGACUGGAACACGCUUAGGUGGCAUGUGAACACAGCAUGCAGAUGGGCCAGAGCACGUGGCGUGUGUGUUGUCAGUGAGGUGGGGCGCAUGUGGACUGUGGGUACAUGUCCUGUUCCUGGCUUGCCUCGCAUGCAUGUGGAUGCUCAGUGACAUCAGAGCAGGACUGUGUCUGCCUUAUUUUUCUGCAAAGGUCGUAGGGUGUUAAGAAGCAUUUCGUUUUAAGGUUGUUCAAACACAGUAGACAAUAGAUUGGAGCAUUACCUGUGUUUUGUUUGGAGAGGGAACCACCAGCCUGAGUUGCAGGCAUUCAUGCAGAUCAGUGUGUGUUUAAGCUAAAUGCAAACACGAUCGUGGGUGCCUCUUGCCCCAGGGGAAUGGGUGAUGGUGCCAGUAUUGUGUGAUGGCAAGAGAACUGAAGUCAUUCCAGUUCAGGGGUAGAGGCGGAAAACACUGCUCAAAAGGGAGUCCUUUUCUGACACCCCCAAAUAUUUCCUCCAAUGCCAAUCACAGCCUUGAAUUAGCAGGGUAGCAUCUUGAGAUGCACAGAGUGCUGAACUACAGGACAAAAACCUUUUUUAAACACUAUGCACAUUCUGAAGGAAAGCAUCUUCCAGUCUCUUUUUAAAUGGCCUUUGUUUUAUUGGAAUACUGACAAAUCAGGAUGUAAAUGAGAGUCUAAUUAUUUGGUAAGUCUUUUCAAUAAUUAAAGUGCAAUAAAUUUUUUUGCCAUUUUAAAACAU